Neurospora crassa OR74A is the source of this 557-nucleotide messenger RNA. RefSeq lists its product as hypothetical. Lineage: Eukaryota; Fungi; Ascomycota; Sordariomycetes; Sordariales; Sordariaceae. Bases 94 to 360 code for a protein of 88 amino acids. The record is from RefSeq and is a predicted model, not a curated record. The transcript is spliced from 4 exons.
GCCGAUCAAUCCUCAACACUCACACUUUCUUCUACAUCCUGCCCAAGUUACCAAGCAAUAUUCCCGGUUUCCCGCUUCGGUCUGUUGCCCAACAUGCAAGCCAACCUGUUCAAACUCCUCGCUAUCGCUGCCGCGUUUUCGGCUAUGCACUCUACCCCGGUAGAGACUGCCGAGGUCACCAAGGCACAGGUCAACAGCACGCAGGUCAACGGACUUCAGAUUAACGGAACUCAGAUCAAUGACAGUUUCAGGGUUGCUGGAGUCGAGAAAACCUGCUACAAGAGGGACCUUCCUCAUAUCAGCGAAAGAGCGAAGGAGGGAGAUAUUUUCAAGCGGUCUUGCAAGGGCCAAACCUGCUAGCACAACGAUCAGUAUAUUACUUGGGGAUAUAGGGAGUACAAUCUACACUUUAACGGCUGCGGCAACUCAUGGACUGCAUGCUGGUAGCGCAGAGGGUUAGUUGAACGAUUCGUUACUAGUACUAUACGGAAAAAUACAUUCUCGAAUAUUUAAUGUUUAGGCUAUACUACUUCGAAUUCUAAUGUUUAUUUGACAUC